AUGGUGGAUUUACUUCAAUUGAUUCCAUUUGAAUAUUUCAAAUCACUUGCACCAACAGAGUACACAUGGGAAACAUUUUUUAAAGUUGAUUUCUCAAAAUGGGACUGGAAGCAGUUGAUUCCCUCUCAAGACUUUAAAUUUGAGGAAGGUGUUACUCCGUUCUCCAACAAGAACUUUAUUUUCUUGACAAUAAUUAUCUAUCUCACCACUGUUUAUUCUAUUAAAUUCUUUAUGAGUUCACCAAAGUUAAAAGGAUGGAAUUUAAGAGGAUUCUCUGCAUUACACAAUUUAAUUCUUUGUGUUUGGUCCUUGAUUAUGGUUUUAGGUGUAACAUAUGAUGCUUUUCAACUCGCAUUUAAUUCAGAAUAUGGUGUAGAUGGAUUUUUCUGUUCUCCAAAAUCAAAUCCAAUCUCUGGUCGUAUCUUUUACUGGCAUUAUUUAUAUUUCGUCAGUAAAUUCUAUGAGUUUAUCGAUACAAUUAUCAUUGUCUUGAAAAAGAAACCAUUGAUUUUCUUACACAUCUGGCAUCAUUCGAUUGUUGUUUUGAUUGUUUGGACUUGGUUACCAGGAGGUGUAUCUUACGGUAGCAUUGGAUUGUUUGCCAAUACUCUCGUUCAUGUAUUUAUGUAUUACUACUAUUUCAGAACUGCUUGGAAUCCAUCAGUUAGAAUCUGGUGGAAAUCAUAUUUGACUUCUGGUCAAUUAUUCCAGUUCACCAUGUCAUUUGUACUUUCAAUUCCAUUCCUUCUCAAGGAUAUCGUCAUUAACGAAAACGGUGUUAUCUCUCACAAUUGCGUUGGUUGGGGUGCAUUUAUGUUCACCAUGUUCAACAAUCUAUUCUUCCUUAUCCUCUUUAUGAAUUUCUACAUCAAGACAUACAUUCAAAGACCGAAAUCAAAACCAAAGGAAGAAUAA
Molecule: messenger RNA, 915 nt
Organism: Heterostelium album PN500
Lineage: Eukaryota; Evosea; Eumycetozoa; Acytosteliales; Acytosteliaceae
Product: elongation of very long chain fatty acids protein
Exons: 5
Coding region: 1-915 (304 amino acids)
Biological process (GO): fatty acid elongation, monounsaturated fatty acid; fatty acid elongation, saturated fatty acid; very long-chain fatty acid biosynthetic process
Cellular component (GO): endoplasmic reticulum membrane
Molecular function (GO): fatty acid elongase activity
Source: RefSeq, a predicted model, not a curated record